GUAUGUUAAAUACUGAACUAUGAAUCGAAUAGUAAAAGGAGUACCGGGGCACCAUCCUGUUUUCUCUAUAAAAGGAACCAGCUGAAGCGGUAGAACUCGUCCGCAGUUGCAAGCAGAGCACCUACCAACCCACAACCAUGAUUUCGCUGUGCUUUUUGCUCGCCCUGGCCGGCAGUGCUUUUGGCGUCUAUGUGCCCGUCCACUAUGUGGCUCCGUCCUACAGCGUCGGCCCUGUGUACUCUCAUGUGGUGGGACCUGCGGCCGUAGCGACCGUCCAUUCUCCAGUCCUUGGUAAGGUGACCAGUGUGGGCACCUACCACACCAUUCCGGCCAUUCCCGCGGCAACCGUGUCCAAGGUGUCCACCUAUGUGCCGACUGUCACCGCCGUUCACACCGUUCCCGGCGUCACCACCGUGAAGCACGUUCCAACCUAUGGAUACGGAUUUGGCUACGGAGUCGGCUACCCCCUGGGAACUUACGCUUACGGACUCGGCUAUGGCCUCGCCCCCUAUGGCCUCAACUAUGGCUACGGCCUCAGCGCAAUUGACUAUGCCACUCUUCUCAAGAAGAAAUAUGUUCCUGCGCUUUGA
Molecule: messenger RNA, 590 nt
Organism: Dermacentor albipictus
Lineage: Eukaryota; Metazoa; Arthropoda; Arachnida; Ixodida; Ixodidae
Source: RefSeq, a predicted model, not a curated record